This is a messenger RNA of Vitis riparia (riverbank grape), 1740 nucleotides long. RefSeq names its product sugar transporter ERD6-like 5. Gene Ontology annotation, biological process: transmembrane transport; carbohydrate transport. The coding region runs from base 150 to 1610 and encodes 486 amino acids. NCBI's taxonomy places the organism in Eukaryota, Viridiplantae, Streptophyta, Magnoliopsida, Vitales, Vitaceae. Gene Ontology annotation, molecular function: sugar transmembrane transporter activity. The transcript has 18 exons. The record is from RefSeq and is a predicted model, not a curated record. Gene Ontology annotation, cellular component: membrane.
CACCACCACCACCUUUCCCAGCUUCAUUGAAUGGCUGUUAUGAAGUCCAACAAUGCACUCACCAAAACUUCGCCUUUUAUGCUUUCUCUUUCGACCAACUAACUUGUCUCCGUCUUCCACUUUCUUUGCUCCUCACCUCCAAGAAAGUUAUGGAGAGAGGGACCAAUGUUAGAGGACAUGCAACAAGACCUCUUCUUGACGAAGAAAGAACUGAAAACUUCUGCAAUAGGGAUGACGGUAGUGGCAGUGGCAGCAGUUGCAGUGAUGCUUCCUCCUUCACAAUUGUUCUUGUUUUCAGCGUAGCAGUGGUCUUCUGUGGUUCCUUCACCUUAGGGUGCGCUCUUGGAUAUUCAUCACCUGCCGAGUCCGGAAUCAUGGAUGACCUGGGCCUCUCUAUAGCUGGGUACUCAGUUUUUAGUUCAUUAUUGACACUUGGGGCAACAUUAAGUGGAGUAACAAGCGGGAGGACUACUGACCUUAUUGGUCCAAGAGGUACAAUGUGGUUGUCAGAAAUAUUUUGCUCCAUGGGAUGGCUUGCAAUAGUAUUCGCCAAGGACUAUUGGUGGCUCGACUUGGGAAGAUUGAUAAAUGGAAUUGGAAUUGGGCUUAUAUCUUAUACGGCACCCAUAUACAUUUCAGAAAUCACACCCAAGAAUAUUAGGGGACUAUUUGCAUCAGCCCAUACGUUGGUGAUAUGUUUCGGCUUUUCUACGACAUUCCUCUUGGGAAAUGCUGUCUCUUGGCGCAUAUUGGCUUUGAUUGGAAAUGCUCCAUGUAUAUUACAUAUUAUUGGUGUAUUCUUCAUUCCGGAGUCUCCUAGAUGGCUGGCAAAGACUGGGAGAGAGAAAGAGUUGGAAGUUGCUUUACAGAGGCUCAGGGGAGAGAACACAGACAUUUCUCAAGAGUUAGCUGUAAUCAAAGACUAUACAGAAAUCUGUCAACGACUCUCAGAAGAUAGAAUUCUAGACUUGUUUCAGUGGAAAUAUGCUCAUUCACUUGUAGUUGGGGUUGGGUUGAUGUUGCUGCAACAACUUGCAGGGUCCAUUGCCAUUCCUAGUUAUGCAGGUUCCAUAUUUGAAUCAGCUGAUUUUUCAAGUACAUUCGGGACAACAGCAACUGCUAUUAUCCAGAUUCCAGCAGUUGUUAUUGGUGUACUCUUAGCCGAUAGAUCUGGAAGACGACCACUACUAAUUGUUUCUGCAGCUGGAAUGUGCUUGAGUUGCUUGAUUAUAGGAAUAUCAUUCUUAUUACAGGAUCUUCACAAGUGGAAUGAGCUCACUCCUAUUAUGGUUCUGACUGGCAUGGUGGCAUAUUUGGCAUGGUACUCACUAGGCUUCAGAGGACUACCAUGGGUUAUCAUUUCAGAGAUAUAUCCAGUAAACAUAAAGGGUUCAGCAGGAAGUCUAGUGACUUUCAUUGUCUGGUCCUCUUCUACUAUUGUUGUGUAUGUUUUUAACUUCAUGUUUGAAUGGAACUCAGCAGGAACAUUCUUCAUAUUCUCAGUCUUUAGUGCUGCAACUGUUCUAUUCACCAUAAAACUCGUACCAGAAACCAAGGGGCAAACGCUAGAAGAAAUACAAGCAUCCAUGACCCAGUUUCUGCAGCACUAAAAUAAACUUAUUGUGCUACAUAAGUAUUGGAAUUAAGAAUUUGCUCUGAACAUUAAUUUGUUAAUCUGGUGAUGCGAAGUUGGGUACUUUUGGUCAUCCUAGCAUAAUAAAUAGUUUGUUAUGAAUCUUA